UCACCUCCCGGCGUGACGCACGCAAACAGACGCUCCUAUUUUACGCACGCAGACAGACCCCUCGAGUCGAACGGAUUUAAAAAAAAAAUUCGGAUGUCAAAUUUAUAGAAAUUCUGUUUUAUUUGUUUUUUUACUGUUCCUAAAACAAUUUUAGCUAUUUUACAACUUCUGGAUCUCAACUCAGCAAGCAAAGAAGAUGGCUAACACCACUGAAGACUAUGUGUAUGAUUAUGAUGAGCCAAACAGCACCAUGUGUGACUAUGAAGAGUGGGAACCGUCCUACUCUCUCAUCCCCAUGCUCUACAUGAUCAUCUUCAUGCUGGGCCUCUCGGGCAAUGGCGUGGUCAUCUUCACCGUGUGGCGGGCCCAGUCCAAGCGCCGCGCUGCGGACAUCUACAUCGGCAACCUGGCCAUCGCCGACCUUACCUUCGUGGUGACCCUUCCGCUGUGGGCGGUCUACACGGCGCUGGGAUACCACUGGCCGUUCGGCGAGGCGCUGUGCAAGCUGAGCAGCUACGUGGUGCUGCUCAACAUGUACGCCAGCGUCUUCUGCCUGACGUGCCUGAGCUUCGACCGCUACCUGGCCAUCGUGCACUCGCUGACCAGCUCGCAGCUGCGCACGCGCGGCCACAUGCACGCCUCGCUGGUGGCCAUCUGGCUGCUGUCCGGCUUGCUGGCCGCCCCGACACUGGUCUUCCGCACCACGCGCCAGGAGGGCAACAUCACCACCUGCAUCAUGGACUUCAGCCUGGUGGCCGGCUCGGACGAGCGGGCGAAGGAGCUGUGGAUCGUCGGCCUGGGCCUCUCGUCGUCUGUGCUGGGCUUCCUGCUGCCGCUGCUGGCCAUGAUGGUCUGCUACGGCUUCAUCGGCUGCACGGUGACGCGCCACUUCAACAGCCUGCGCAAGGAGGACAAGCGCAAGCGCCGACUGCUCAAGAUCAUCACCAUGCUGGUGUGGGUCUUCGCCGCCUGCUGGACGCCCUUCCACGUGGUCAAGGGAAUGGACUCGCUCUCCUACCUGGGCCUGGCGCCCUCCUCCUGCACCUUCCUCAGCUUCCUGCUCCUGGCGCACCCCUACUCCACCUGUCUGGCCUACGUCAACAGCUGCCUCAACCCUUUCCUCUACGCCUUCUUUGACCAGCGCUUCCGCUCGCAGUGCCUGUUCCUGCUCAACCUGAAGAAGGCCCUACACUCCAGUCCGGCCAGUUCCCUCUCGUCGCACAAGACCGAGCAGCAGUCGCUGGCCACCAAAGUGUGAGAGAGGAGAGCCAAUGGCGGCCAAAUCAAAUGCCCUACAGGGACUAAGAUGGAGGACUGAAGGGAAGGGUGAGCUAGACUCUGAACACAUAUGGUCAUUGGUCACUUUGUUUGAAGCUUCUGGAGAGUGAGACGAGCGUCAAGGACAGUGGCUCUUUGUUUGUGGGCCUCACUUUUGUGAGACUUUUGUGAGACUUGUGAGAGCUUAGCUGUGGUGGACUAGCGUGAUGCUGUUUGCAUCCAAGGGGGGACCAGGAUCCAUCUCUCAGAGAUGCCAUGCAGACUUUUGUAACUGAGUGAACCCCCCCCACUCACCCCCAAUCUACCCCCACCCUGAUACCAACCCAACCCCUCUAGACCCCCCUCCCCAACUUGACAGCUGCUUUCCAGACGUUUGAGCGCAGAACUGAAUGUAUGUGAGUUAUUCUCUUGGGGGGAAGCUGGGGGGCCUGGCUCAACUCCUGCAGUAUUGAUGAGUGUCUGGCAGGCACCAGGAAGAUCCACUGUCAGAACUAAGAUGGAGUACCUGGAGCGACACAGGAGUGCAUUGGGUGGUCCAACACAGCAAGUGGGGUGGUGGUGUUGCUGUUUGGGUUCUGAUUUUCAUUAGCUUCUCCUGCCAUGUGUUCUUACCAUAGCUUUCACGUGCUAUGCAUUUCACUGUUUGUUGUUUAUAUAUUUAGCAAGCACUUCUUUAUGCAGGGGCAUGAUAGGGUAAAAGUGAAGACCUGGCCUAGUGUGUAAAUACAGGGGGUCAAAGGCAAGAUGGAGGAGAUUGGGUAGGUAAGACGAGAGGAGGUGUUGCAGGCUGAUUAAAGUAUCAGGGGGGCAAUUCAGGGGGGCAAGUGAGACAAGUGCAAAGGGGGAGAGGGAGUGGGGU
Molecule: messenger RNA, 2137 nt
Organism: Alosa alosa (allis shad)
Lineage: Eukaryota; Metazoa; Chordata; Actinopteri; Clupeiformes; Clupeidae
Product: apelin receptor B-like
Biological process (GO): immune response; G protein-coupled receptor signaling pathway
Cellular component (GO): membrane
Molecular function (GO): G protein-coupled receptor activity
Source: RefSeq, a predicted model, not a curated record